UAAAUAAUCGCCCCGGGCGGUAAUCCGUCAUUUUGUUGUUUACUUUUCUGUAAUGUGCCUCGCCAGCAGAGCUCCAUUUUUAAAGAAAAGAAGUGGACUUUUUGGGAUUUUAAAGCAUAUUAUAAACACGUUAUGUUUCAUCAGAGCACACAAAAAAGGUUUUGGCUUCUGCAAAACUGUAGCAAUAUUGCAGAUGUGCAAAUUUUAGCUAACAAGGCAUUUACAGAAAAACACAAAGCUUUGUGCAAACAGUAUUCAAUCCCUGAACCCGAAGAAUAUAUGGCUUAUCGUGAAGAAAAGUUGCUUCUUAUUUAUUAUUCACAUAUUAUUCAUAAAAUAUGUCGUAAGUUCAAACCACCAGUCCCCAUGUCUGUUGUUGGUAUGUCAAUAGCAUAUUUUAAAAGAUUUUAUUUAAACAGUUCCGUCAUGGAAUACCACCCUAAAGAUGUUGUAUAUCUUUGUGUUUAUUUGGCAUGUAAGGUGGAUGAGUAUAAUGUGUCUAUCGACCAGUUUAUGGGUCAGGUUGUAUCUAGCCCAAGACCAGAUCUUCAAAUGUUUAUUAUUGACAAUGAGUUGCUACUUCUCCAGAAGUUGAACUUUCAUCUAACUGUUCAUAGUGCGUAUAGGCCAUUGGAGGGUUUUUUAAUUGAUUUAAAAACAAAGGAUUUGCCUGGUAUUGUUAAUGUUGAACAGUAUCGUCAGAAUGCUGAGAAAUUUUUAUCUAACAGCUUGCUUUCUGAUGUGUCUUUGCUUUAUCCUCCAUCACAAAUUUCGUUGGCUGCUUUAAGUUUUUCAAUGGGAAAUCAUUUUAUGGUGUAUCUCGAUAAAUUAACUGAUGGCAAAGACAACAAGCAAUUGUUAGAGAAAAUAGAAAUCAUGAAGGGAAUGGUAGUGAAUUUUAAAUUUCCAACGAAUGAUGAGAUUAGCAUUAUUGAACAAAAACUUGAGAUGUGUAGAGACCGUGAACAUGACCCCACUUCUGAAGAUUACCACGGACGAGAAAGGGAAAGAAAGGAAGCAAAAGAGUUAGAAAAGAAAAAGAAAUAUGAAGAGCUGAAUGAUAUGCAGAAUGCUGAGGAUGCUGUUAUGUUGGCCCAGGAGAUGUCAGAUUAAAAUUUAUUGUGGUUUCUAAAACUAUGCUUCUUGUUUUUCUGGUUGUUUUUCUUUCAAUUUAAUGCUUUUUUGUUUUUUGUUUAUUUAUAUAUUUAAUUUUUCCAUCUGUAAAAUGACUUGAUAAUAUUUGUAUUAUUCAAUAAGAUAGAUUUAGUUGGACAGAAUAACAAAAAAGUCACGA
Hydractinia symbiolongicarpus is the source of this 1294-nucleotide messenger RNA. Its product is annotated as cyclin-H-like. Bases 133 to 1113 code for a protein of 326 amino acids. Gene Ontology annotation, molecular function: cyclin-dependent protein serine/threonine kinase regulator activity. The record is from RefSeq and is a predicted model, not a curated record. Gene Ontology annotation, cellular component: transcription factor TFIIK complex; nucleus. Lineage: Eukaryota; Metazoa; Cnidaria; Hydrozoa; Anthoathecata; Hydractiniidae. Gene Ontology annotation, biological process: regulation of transcription by RNA polymerase II; regulation of cyclin-dependent protein serine/threonine kinase activity. The transcript has 2 exons.